GCGACUGCACUUCUUCUCGGAGCUUGACAGAGCAGAGCAGCGCAGAGCCGUGCUUGACAAUGGUUGCAUACUGGAGACUAGCUGGACUCAGCUACGUGCGCUACUCUGCUAUCUGUGCUCAGGCAGUGCGUGAGGCUCUGAAGCCACAUCUGAAAGCCGCCGCCCUACGGAACGCAGAAGCUACAGUGACAGUCGUGAAGCGCAAGACGCCCUGAACCCCACA
This is a messenger RNA of Engraulis encrasicolus (European anchovy), 223 nucleotides long. Its product is annotated as ATP synthase subunit epsilon, mitochondrial-like. Bases 60 to 215 code for a protein of 51 amino acids. Gene Ontology annotation, biological process: proton motive force-driven mitochondrial ATP synthesis. The transcript is spliced from 2 exons. The record is from RefSeq and is a predicted model, not a curated record. Gene Ontology annotation, molecular function: proton-transporting ATP synthase activity, rotational mechanism. Gene Ontology annotation, cellular component: mitochondrial inner membrane. Lineage: Eukaryota; Metazoa; Chordata; Actinopteri; Clupeiformes; Engraulidae.